This is a messenger RNA of Zasmidium cellare ATCC 36951, 1131 nucleotides long. RefSeq lists its product as uncharacterized. The coding region runs from base 1 to 1131 and encodes 376 amino acids. The record is from RefSeq and is a predicted model, not a curated record. Gene Ontology annotation, molecular function: oxidoreductase activity. The transcript has a single exon. Lineage: Eukaryota; Fungi; Ascomycota; Dothideomycetes; Mycosphaerellales; Mycosphaerellaceae. Gene Ontology annotation, cellular component: mitochondrion.
AUGACCUCCAGCCUUCCCGCUGAGCACAAGGCCCUCUUUGUAGAGAGCAUCGAUCAACCAAUCGUCGUCAAGACGUUACCAACGCCACAGCCAUUCCAUGGCAGCGCCAUUGUCAAGGUUCUCGCGGCAGACAUCAUCUCCUACCACCGCGAGAUCUACAACGGCCAACGAAACUACGCCUUCCCGAAACCACUUAUCCCAGGAUCAAGCUGCGUAGGAAAAAUCGCCGCCGUAGGCCCCGAUUCCACAGCACUCUCACCUGGCCAGCUCGUGGUUGUGGACUGUGUCACUCGGAGCCGCGACAAUCCCGCAGAUCUUUUCCUCUCCGCCAUCAAUGACGGACUGAGCGACGGAAGUAAGAAAUUGAUGAGUGAGGUUUGGCGAGAUGGUGCUUUCGCCGAGUAUCAGAGAGUUCCGCUGGAGAAUUGCAUCUCAUUGAACGAGGAGAGGCUUUGCAGGGAGCUGGGAUACUCUUACGCCCAGCUCAUGUACAUCUCGCACAUGCUAGUGGCGUACGGUGGCCUGCGCGAUGUUGGGCUCGAGCCAGGCCAGACUGUGGUGAUUUGCCCUGCGACUGGUGGCUUUGGCGGAGCUGGCGUCCAUGUCGCCGCUGCAAUGGGUGCCAGAGUUGUUGCGAUGGGACGGAAUGAAGUGGAGUUGAAAAGAAUCAAGGAAACGAUCGAGAGCACCAUGCCUUAUAGCGCUGGCAUUGAGACAAUCAAGAUCACUGGCGAUGAAGCAGCAGACACAGCUUCCCUCCAACAACUCGGCGGCACCAUCGAUGCCAUCCUCGAUCUGAAACCGGUCGAUGCAGCCCAAUCUACUCACACAAAAAGCGCAGUCGCUGCACUCAAGUACGCAGGUCGAGUCAGCUUGAUGGGUCUCGCAGACGUUACCUCUUCGCCCAAGAUCAGGUGGCAGAUUAUCGGCAAGGACAUCAUGUUGAAAGGCAAGCUCAUGUACUCGAGGGACGACAUGAUCCAGUUUGUGAGAAUGAUGGAGCGGGGCCUGUUCCCGAAAGGUGAAGCUUUGGCUGAGGUGAAGUCUUUUGGGUUGGAGGAGCACGCAGCUGCAUUGGACGAGGCUGCCGCGUGGACUGGGCUGGGGAAGGCGGUCGUUUUCGAGCCGUGA